AACAUUAUCGUUUAAUGUCGUCAGUAAAGUUUUAUUUCUUUUUUUUUUAAAUAAUUUCUAAAAAUGUGACUUCUUUAUCGUUUAAACCCACACCAGUAGUGCUACGUCUCGUUCACUAACCAAAGACACUCUUUCCCCAAGGGCGGAGCGGAUUCACCAUCUCGAUCUGCCCCCCACCCUCCAAGCUCCUUCUUUUCCUGAAGGGUUUUCUUCCCGGAGCUUCGCAGAUCGGAGGAAGAUGAUGCAGUCCUGAAACAGCAAGACUUUCAAGGCUCUGUGUCUUCUUCUUGUGGGAUUUUAAACAUGGGGAAGGAAAAUGUUGUCUCUCGUCCUCUCACUCGUGCCUUUGCGUCUGCUUUGCGCGCUUCUGAAGCGGCUUCUACUACACAUAAUCAACAGAGAGCAAACACAAAAAGACCAGCCUCGGAGGAUUUGAACGUCACUGCGCCACCCAAUAAGAGGAAGAAGCGAGCUGUUCUUGGGGAUAUCUCAAACGUUAGCUUCAAUGCAGCUCAACUUGAGGCUAGAGACAUCAAGCAGGUAAAGAAGAGUCAGGGGUUGGCAUCUUGUGUUACUUCAGAAGUCACAGAUCUUCAGUCCGGGACCAAUGCAAAAGCUGAAGUUGUAUCAGUGACAGCAGGAAACACAAAUGACACAGCUGAUAACUGUAUCGAGAAACACAAAUUGCCUCCUAGACCUCUUGGGAGAUCAUCAGCUUCUAUAGUUGAGAAAAGUGGUGUUAUUGGUAGUUCAACUGCACUGGAUCUCCCAAAAUUCACAGACAUUGAUUCUGAUGACAAGGAUCCUUUAUUGUGCUGCCUCUACGCCCCUGAAAUCUACCACAAUUUGCGUGUUUCAGAGCUUAAACGCAGACCUGUUCCUGACUUUAUGGAGAGGAUACAGAAGGACGUCACACAGUCAAUGCGUGGGAUUCUGGUUGAUUGGCUCGUGGAGGUCUCUGAGGAAUACACACUUGUACCUGACUCUCUUUACCUCACAGUGUAUCUCAUAGACUGGUUCCUCCAUGGAAACUACCUGGAAAGACAGAGACUUCAACUCCUCGGCAUCACUUGCAUGCUUAUUGCCUCGAAGUAUGAGGAAAUCUCUGCGCCGCGCAUUGAAGAGUUCUGCUUCAUCACAGAUAACACCUACACAAGAGAUCAGGUCCUGGAGAUGGAGAACCAAGUACUUGCGCAUUUUAGCUUUCAAAUAUACACUCCCACUCCAAAAACGUUCCUUAGGAGAUUUCUCAGAGCAGCUCAAGCCUCUUACCUGAGACCGCGCCUUGAACUCGAGUGUCUAGCCAGCUACUUAACGGAGUUGACGUUGAUAGACUAUCAUUUUUUGAAGUUUCUUCCUUCAGUCAUUGCUGCUUCAGCGGUUUUUCUUGCCAAGUGGACAUUGGACCAAUCAAACCACCCAUGGAAUCCAACACUUGAGCACUACACAACGUACAAAGCGUCAGAUCUCAAAGCAUCUGUUUAUGCCUUACAAGAUCUGCAGCUUAACACCAAAGGUUGCCCUUUGAGCGCUAUACGCAUGAAGUAUAGGCAAGAGAAGUUCACAUCUGUGGCGGUUCUUAUGUCUCCAAAACUACUUGACACGCUAUUCUGAAGGGCUAAACCGAACGGUUCAGCUCCUAACCGAUAAAAGAUCUCUGUGACAUUGAUGGUCCGGUUCGACUUCAUUCAUCUGUUACUCUUUUUGUUCAUAAAACAGCUCCCACAGUCCCACUCAUCUAAUACCUGAUUAGAAUUUGGUUUAGCUUGGUUUAGUUUGAUCUGAGGUUUGGUUCUUCCAAACACCAGACCUGGUUUAAUCUAAUCGGUAGCAAGAGGUUAUUUUAGUUGUAUCGAGAAUGUACAUUUUCUCCCAUCUUGAGGCGCAAUGUAAAAACAGUUUCGGGAAUUUCAUACUAUUUAUGUAUUUUCCGAUGAGGUAGUUUAAUUAUUUACAUCAUUUUA
This is a messenger RNA of Brassica rapa (field mustard), 1964 nucleotides long. RefSeq names its product cyclin-A2-3. The record is from RefSeq and is a predicted model, not a curated record. Gene Ontology annotation, biological process: mitotic cell cycle phase transition. Gene Ontology annotation, molecular function: cyclin-dependent protein serine/threonine kinase regulator activity. Lineage: Eukaryota; Viridiplantae; Streptophyta; Magnoliopsida; Brassicales; Brassicaceae.